This is a messenger RNA of Acanthoscelides obtectus, 4500 nucleotides long. The record is from the annotation of a GenBank genome assembly. Lineage: Eukaryota; Metazoa; Arthropoda; Insecta; Coleoptera; Chrysomelidae.
GUACUACAGCAGUAUGUCGAAAUGAGGACCAAUGCUUCUUUCUACACUUCGCCUCGCCUGUACUGCUCGUAGGACCACGAAUUCUAUUUCAGAAUACGUAUUGAAAAAUGGCAAGAAUAAAUUUUUCGUAAAUCGGAGGAUAGCUAAUUUAGACGGGAACAUAUUGUCACAUCAUGUGGAGGAUAUUUAUUUGGAAAAACACCAUUGUCCCAUCGUUCCUUCAGUUCAUGAAUUUACGUUUUGAUAAGUGCCUCGGGAUGUAUAUCUACAUUGAUCCACGAUGGAUUUAUGAACCCUGCUGAAGUGGUGAAACAACGAAUGCAAAUGGUAGGAUCACCUUACAAAUCGGCCCUGAGGUGCGCAAUCAAUAUUUACCAAAAAGAAGGCCUGGGGGCAUUUUAUCGUUCCUAUACAACCCAGCUGACAAUGAACAUACCAUUCCAGAGCAUACAUUUUAUGGUGUAUGAGCUGUCACAAACGUUUUUGAACAAGGAUCGAGCGUAUAAUCCAUUGGCUCACAUGGCAAGCGGAGCGAUGGCGGGAGGCAUGGCCUCUGCUAUUACCACCCCACUGGACGUUUGUAAAACGUUACUGAAUACUCAACAAAGCGGUAAACCCAGCGGAUUAGUGCAAGCAAUUAAGCUGGUCUAUAGACUAGGAGGACCUACGGCAUUCUUCAAAGGUAUGCAAGCUCGAGUGAUGUACCAAAUGCCCGCAACAGCCAUCUGUUGGUCAACGUACGAGUUUUUCAAAUACAUCCUGGGCAAGAACCACGAAGUACGAGUGAUACCACAACCUCUGUCACCAGAAAAAGAAACCUCAAAGUUAGAACCUGCGCCUAGCGACGUCCACAACGAAAAGUACAGUCUGAAGUCCAGGGACUUACCCGCAAUGUCCAGCGCAGGCCUGUAUGGCUCCAUUCAGUUUAACACCAUGCACAAGACCGACUACAAAAAGAAAGACUUCACCGAUAUGAUCCAUACAUAGCGAUUUUAAGUCGCGUACCUCAUUCUGCGUACUGUAAGUAUUAUUUUUAACCGUUGAACAUGUGUACAGAUUUGUAAUAUAUAUAUAUAUGAAUAUGAUUAUGAUAAAUGUUGGCUUAUUCAUCUGUGUUGGGAUGAUGGAAAAAUAGAAUUUAGGGUGGUGAGUGGGCACCAGGCACAAAAUAUUUUUUUUGAAAAAUUUGUUACUUUAGAAUAUCCACUCAAAACUUCGGCCAUUUUCUGUAUGUAAAUAUAUAUUGUGAUUGUAUCAAGAAUAGACGUCAAUGAUUGUAAAUUGGCUUAACCAGUUUUAACAGUCAACAUUUUCCUUGAACAAUAACUUGAAAUAUAGUAAUUCUCUGUUACUUUGUGCUGCUACGGUAAACUAAAUUGAUAUUUUCAUUACCCCAUUUUUUAUCGAGGUAGAUCACCUUGAGGAGCCAAGAUAAAAAUGUCGACAAUAUACUGAAACUAGUUUUUUUCAAUAUGUUUUCUGUAAUUUUAUAUUUUUGCCUUAACUUCUUGUUGCAGUUGUGUGCUCAUGUUGUUUGUGACAACUGCAAGAUCAAGUGAUGAAGUUUCUCUUUACAAAAUGGCUGUAUCAAAUAUAGCAUUUCAAAGAUAAUUGUAGAUGUCCCGUUUUAUCAGAGGUGGCAUUCUAGUUCCUCAUUGCAAAAUGCUUAGGAGUAAAAAUAAGUAGUUAUUAACUUUUGUGUUAGAUGGCCUUAUUGCUGUUUUCAUUUUUUAUUUCAAUUUUUCAUGGUAUUUAAUUCUCCUCUUCUCAAUUUUUGUUUUAUUGUAUUUGAGGGAUUUCAUUUAAACCAUUUCACAUUCAUAUUGUUCAUAAUAAUCAAUCGUAUAUCGUGGCUUUUGUCAGAACUGUAGUGGAAACUGGAAUGCUAUUCUAUUUCAAUAUCUAAAACUCUGGCAGUGUUUAGCUAUUGAAGAAAAAAUAACUCUUUCCUUCAAACUUUUAUUUCCUCAAAAAGGAUAAAAAUGUACGUAUGUAUGAACGUAUUAAAAUAAAACUCAUACAAUUUCAUAUGUUGAUAUUACAAGUAUACAUUUUAACAUCAAAUAAUAAUCAUCUUUUACAUUGCUAUAUGUUACCAUUUGAGGUACAGAUACGUUGAAUAUCUUGCACAUUAGGAAUACGGUUUGAUACUUGAUCUACGUUUGUAUACCUACCUCAAUUUCUAUGACAUAACUAUAAAAGACAUUUAAGAAUUCAUGCGACGUUGCCAGACUUCGCACAGAUUAGCAGAGACAUAUAAAGUAACAUUUUGUAAUCCAUUCUACGCUUCGGAUUUAUUUCAAUAUUUUGAUAAUAUUUCGACGGCCUGCAAUCGGUGGUACUAUCGUUGAACAGAUGAAAACAAAAUGUUUUCAAACUGUUGUAAGACAUCAAAUACCAGUGCUGGCUGCUGCAGAAAAGUUGAAACAACAACAUACCGUGUAAUAUCGAUUUCAACGUACUUACGCCAGAUAGCACCUCGACGUUCGCUUUUGUGCUGUGAAACAAAACAUCAGUGUGAUGUUUAGCAAUAUGAUUUUCUGUUAACCCUAUGGGUCACUAUACACAUGUAUGCAUAUGAUAGGUACUACUUCCAUUUUUAUGUUGUAUAAUUAUUUUGCCAGAUAGUGAUAUUUUUGGUCAAAUUAUGAGUAAACUUCCAUUGGCAGUGACGCAGAAAGAAAUUCAUCACCAGGUGGAACAGUGGCAGAGCAAGGUGGUUUAGCUGGAUAAACUAAGUAUUUUAUAUGAUUUUGAAUCAUAUGAUAUUUCAUAAGCUCAGUAGCUCGUACCCACAUUGAAUCUAUCAAUAUAGCUUUUUUUGAGGAAUUACUUUUUAUAUAAUAAUACACAAAGAUAUUAGAUGCGCAUGUAUGUGGUGCGAUGUUUCUUUUUCCAGAAUGCCGAACAAGACGUUUUACUUCCAAAUGUCAUUAUUCUGCUUUUUUGUCCUCUUAGCAGAGUAGCAACGUUCUAUUUUCUGUAUUAAUAUAAAACGCUAAGUUUAUUCAGCCCAAAACCAAUUUUGCUAUUGUACAAGCCAUUAUGUGGAACAAAUUUCUCAACGAUUUGUUGAUGAACUUAUGUAAUAUAAAUCUAAUGGAGGAUAGGGCCAGUCUUACUGCUAUGAAGAAAACUAACAAUAAAAAUGUAAAUAAAUGAACAGUGAAUAAUCUGACCAUUAUGCUGCGUUUAAUGUUUUGUGUUUGUUGCAACAAGACUGUCCUAGUAAGGGGGGAUCCUUCCAGAAUAAUAUCAAUUUCCUGAAAUCAGAGAGAUACACAAUAAUUGUUUUAAAAUGUGUAAUGGGUACAUUGAUAGUCUGCUGGAAGCAUCUUCCUAGGUUUCACACAAAUUUCGUCAUUACCAACUGAUAUAAGAAUAUGUUGGUUACCAUUUAGCCAAUAUUUCUUAUUGAUAACUUAUGAUUCUGUUCUAACUGAAUGAUUUUCAGCCUCUCGGUAGGCCUAAAUUAUUUGGGUUGGGGAUAUUACUGAACAUUGAAUCAGAACGAUUUUCUUUUUCAACACAACUUAGCUGGAUAACAUGACCCAAAUGUCAAGACACCACUAUUGAAGGUUAACAACUACUGCUGCUUAUAACUCAAACCAGUAGUCACAUUUUUUUUAUAAUAAAAAUAAGGGUCCCAAUUUGUGUUUAGAAAUUGUUGCAUAGAUGAUAUUGUCAACAACAAUAAAGUACAAUUGAGUAACCUUAAAUCAACGCCUCAGUGCUCUUGUCGUCUUAUCUGAAUACCCCAAUUUGCAUUUAUAACUGAAAGAGUUUGCAUUCGUUAACAAAUGAUGGCAGAUGGAUGAUUUUAUGGUUUAUGGGAUUCCCAGACAUACAGAUAUACAAGCAGAUGAUAGAUAGAAAAAAUUUCGCAAUCCUUAACAUGAAUCAGUAUACAGCAUCAUGUCAAUAAAACUUGCGAAUUUUGUGUGAAACUUCGUGCUGCCAGUUAAUCUUUACGUUUAGUUUGCCAUUUGUCGCUAAAGACGUUUUAUGAAGCUGUGAUAAAGUCCUUAUCAACUGAUACGUAUGAUAUUGACUUCGUUCAGAUGGGAGUACUAUCAUAUUCGUUACUUUUCGUUAUUUUGGAGAUGCGUGCGCAUACUGCGCGUGGCAUUUUUCCGUUUUUGUGAUAAGAGACUAUGUCACCAAAAAAGCAUAGAAUACUGUACAAUACUGGACUGAUGCUGAUAGAUGAAUGAUAUUUCUUCGAUAAUUCGCUGAGUGAGGAAAAAACAUUAAAAUGACCAUUUGAAGUUAGAUGUUUUCUAAUUGACAAUUUUAUGCCAAGAAAGUGGCUCAACAUAAUCAUAUGAAACUGGUUCUUCACUGAGAACAUUAAAAUAGACAUACGUUAAUAUUUGUCACCUAAUUUUAUCGAUGAAAUACUAUAGUUUAUAUACCUUUGUCCAGUAGUGUAUAUCUUGUUUUAAUAAGGUUUGUAUUGAUGAAAACAAUUUAAAUAUAAUGUUACAUAAAACCAUAAUA